This is a messenger RNA of Branchiostoma floridae (Florida lancelet), 920 nucleotides long. Its product is annotated as leucine-rich repeat-containing protein 69-like. The transcript is spliced from 3 exons. The record is from RefSeq and is a predicted model, not a curated record. NCBI's taxonomy places the organism in Eukaryota, Metazoa, Chordata, Leptocardii, Amphioxiformes, Branchiostomatidae. The coding region runs from base 327 to 920 and encodes 197 amino acids. Gene Ontology annotation, molecular function: protein binding.
GACCCAUACAAUAGGUGACCGCGGUCCGAUAGUAUACAGUUCACGCGCAGGGUAUAACACAAAGGGAAUUGGAUGGAAUGACUGUAUAGGCCGGCUUCAGGUAGCCCGGUGUGAGGAGGGUAGAAUAUCACCGUACAUAGUAACGCGGGUGACCAAGAAGGGGUGUUGUAGGUAGCACAGCCAGGAAAGCUACUGCGUGCACACAAACUCACACUCAUGGAGGCGAGACCGAACCUGCAAGAACCACGAACGGAGUGCUAUAUACCAUGACGUUGUGGAGGUACCCCAAGGUGGACUGAUGUGACGUAGUAUCUGCCCGUGACGUCAUGGCAUAUUCAUCAUGGCGGCUGGCAGACAAGCGGUACCUCGUCACCCCCAAGGUCAUUCGCGCUGACCUCCGCAGCCGGGGCUUCAAGGCCGUCCCGGAGGAAGUCGUCCAACUCCGAGACGUCGAAGUCUUAGAUCUCUCCAACAACGACUUGGCUCUGUUGCCUCAACAACUACGCUUCCUCACGCGUCUGAAAGAACUGAGACUUGCCAGCAAUAGUCUGAAAGUGUUGCCGUCCGUGGUACUGACAUUCCAGCGGCUGGUCGGGCUGCAUCUUUACCAAAAUGAACUCUCGUCCCUUCCGGAAAGAUUCGGUCUCCUCACAACCAUCCGGGUACUUGACUUGCGCGGAAACAAGUUCGCUGUGUUUCCGUCGGCCAUCUUGUCCCUCACGCAGCUGAAGGAGUUGAACAUCUCUCAAAACAAGAUAGCGGUGGUUCCAGACAACAUCGAGAAACUAUGGCAACUCACUGACUUACUGAUGGACCACAACCAGUUGUCCUUUCUCCCAGAAACAUUGGGGAACUUGUCACAACUCAGGGAACUACGAGUCCAGGGAAACCCGCUUGUGUGCGUUCACCGAAAUUCCUAA